Messenger RNA from Nylanderia fulva, 7189 nucleotides. It is a transcript of the gene Shab, whose product is annotated as Shaker cognate b. Lineage: Eukaryota; Metazoa; Arthropoda; Insecta; Hymenoptera; Formicidae. Gene Ontology annotation, molecular function: delayed rectifier potassium channel activity; protein binding. Gene Ontology annotation, biological process: action potential; protein homooligomerization; potassium ion transmembrane transport. The record is from RefSeq and is a predicted model, not a curated record. Gene Ontology annotation, cellular component: membrane; voltage-gated potassium channel complex.
CCGUCGCCGUCGCCGUCGCCGUCGUCACCGUCAUCGUCACCGUUCGUCAUCGUUAUUGCCGAAGCGAAUACCACCGAGGAGGACGGAUUUUGCCGGGUGACGCGCAAUGAAGAUGCGACCUUUCAACGUGACACGCAACGACGCGCCGUUUCCUCGGCCGAGCGGCAAUCAUGUUUAAAGCGGAAGCAAGAGAGAAAUUAUGAUACGGCAGAGUCUGUCGACCGAGUCGACGGAAGGGGCUGGACCGCUUUACGGAUGAAGCUGAAGAGGAACACCGUGGACGAGGAGGAGGCGGACGAAGAAGAAGAAGACGACGAAGAAGAAAAAGAAGAAGACAAGAGAGAAAACGCCGCUUGUCGAAUAUCGGAGGACAAGCAAAGGCGAGAGCAUCGGCGUCGAGAGCAACGCGAAAGAUAAUCGCCUUGCGAUCGCGCUGGUGGCCGACGACUUGAAUCCGCCGUCGCUCGGCGCGUCCGAUGCUGAACGAGAGACGGCUCGAGGACAACACACUGGCGGACGGGGAACGUAAUGGUAGCGCCGUGGUCACCGGCCCGGCGCUCUCAUCGUCGUCGCCGUCGUGUACGGUGCCCUACAUCAGCACCGACCAGGGCUACGUGUUCGAGGGUGGCGGCACGACGACGUUGCAGCAGCCCGGUGCAGCCGGUCGCGGGAACACCGACUGCACCGGUGGCGGAGGAGGUCUCGGGUUCGGCGUGUCGACAGCAGGAGCUAGAUCUGGGUUGGGUGGCGGAAUAGGAGGAUUCGGUGGAGUUGGUGCAGCUGGAAUAAUGGGUGGUGGAGGAGGAAGUGUUGGAGGAAGUAUGAACAAGGAAGUACGUUACGCUCCGUUUACGUCGUCCAUAGGACCGGUCGGUACCAUGGUACCUAACGUAAACCUGCCGUCUCUACCGCCACCGCCACCGCCGCCGCCGCCGCCGCCGCCACCGCCGCCGCCGCCCCUGCCGCUGCAGAUGCAGCAGCAACGUGCCUUCUCGAGGUCGAUGACGUCCCUGCCGCCGGAGCCGUUCAUGAUCAUGCGUUCGAAGGCGCUGAACCGGCGUGUCUCGAUCAACGUCGGCGGCGUGAAGCACGAGGUGCUCUGGCGCACCCUCGAGCGAUUGCCGCACACGCGUCUAGGCCGGCUACGGGACUGCAACACCCACGAGGCGAUCACCGAGCUAUGCGACGAUUAUUCCCUCAUCGACAACGAGUACUUCUUUGAUCGGCAUCCCAAGUCUUUCAGCUCGAUUCUCAAUUUCUAUCGAACCGGCAAGCUCCACCUCGUAGACGAGAUGUGCGUCUUGGCGUUCAGCGACGAUCUCGCCUACUGGGGCGUCGACGAGCUCUAUCUCGAGAGCUGUUGCCAGCACAAGUAUCAUCAACGUAAGGAGCACGUGCAUGAGGAGAUGCGCAAAGAGGCGGAGUCGCUCCGGCAGCGCGAGGAAGAGGAAUUCGGCGACGGAAAGUGUGCCCAAUAUCAGAAGUGGCUGUGGGAUCUUCUCGAGAAACCAACCACGUCCAUCGCGGCAAGGGUGAUAGCUGUGAUAUCAAUACUCUUUAUUGUGCUUUCGACGAUCGCAUUAACUCUCAACACCAUUCCUAGUAUGCAAGUGAAUGAUGAGAAGGGGACCGUUCAAGACAAUCCGCAGCUCGCCUAUGUGGAGGCCGUGUGCAUCUCGUGGUUCACUCUCGAGUACGUGCUUAGGUUCAGUGCUUCACCGAACAGAUGGAAAUUCUUCAAGGGCGGUCUUAACGUGAUCGAUCUGCUGGCAAUAAUGCCGUACUACGUAUCUCUGUUCCUGGUCGAGACCAACAAGAACGCUAACGACCAGUUCCAGGACGUGCGCAGGGUAGUGCAAAUUUUUCGUAUAAUGCGGAUCCUGAGGAUUCUGAAGCUGGCUCGCCACUCGACCGGGUUACAGAGCCUUGGCUUCACCCUACGUAACUCGUACAAAGAGCUGGGCCUGCUGAUGCUUUUCCUGGCAAUGGGCGUCCUUAUAUUCUCGAGCCUUGCCUACUUCGCCGAGAAGGAGGAGCCCGGGACCAAAUUCAUAAGCAUUCCAGAGACGUUCUGGUGGGCAGGCAUCACAAUGACCACCGUCGGAUACGGCGACAUCUACCCCACGACCCCGCUCGGCAAGGUGAUCGGCAGUGUGUGUUGUAUAUGUGGUGUCCUGGUAAUCGCGUUGCCCAUUCCCAUUAUCGUCAACAACUUCGCCGAAUUCUACAAAAACCAGAUGAGACGGGAGAAAGCCAUCAAAAGACGGGAGGCCCUUGAAAGGGCCAAGCGGGAGGGCAGCAUCGUGUCCUUCCAUCACAUCAACCUGAGAGACGCCUUCGCCAAGAGCAUGGACCUCAUCGACGUUAUCGUCGACACUGGUCAUAAUAUGUCCGGGGUGGAUGGUAACAGUACAGAGGGAGAGUCCGCGUGCGGCCGCGGACCCGCUCAGACCGGGCCCGGCUGUUACCGCAAUUACGAGCAUUACGGUCUACGUCAUCGGCGCAGCGCGUCCAACGCUUGCUUCCCGAACCUGCCCAACGACCUGCCCAAUACGCCCGACAGCCCGAAUCGUCGGCUGCUCGACUUCGCCCAGAGCGUAACAGGUGCCCAGAACGACGAUUACUAUCAAGACGAGGUACCGGCGCAGCACGCUAACCAGGCGAAUAUCACAUCUAGCGAUGAAGAGAAAAAAGACAGCAGAAAAAUCGAGAAAAUUGAUGAAUUACCUAGCGAAUUCGAGUGUUGCUUUUGUACUACGAAGGAGUACAAAGACUUCAUGGACGCGGAGAACCUAAUGCCCCUCGCUACCAGCGACUUUCGUAAUCCAGUGUGUCAGGAAAUGAGGUCCCUCAGGUUCAGUAUCGCUAGCGGAGGCGGCGGCGGCAGUGGUGGCGGCGGCGGAAGCGGAAGUGCCGGCGGCGGCACCGAAAGCGGCGGCGGGGAACAAUUAGGUUCGUCGCUCGCGGAAUCGAAGAUCUCGCCGGUCCAGCCGCCGGAGAUGAUGUUGAGCUUCGUGAGGAUGUACAACGAGCAGGGAAGCUACGCGAAGACGUACAACGAGCAGGGGAGCGUUGACAGUUCCGACACUUACGCGAGCUGUCAGACGCAUCCGUCACAUUCGCAGGGCGAUCUGACCGAAGAAGCGGACAGCAAUCUUUACGUGAAUCCUCUGGAGGUAACGGAAAAGUGCGGAACUGGUCGUGUGAAAAAAUCUAUUUCCGGCGAGGUCGGCCGGAACAUCAUCACCGACGUGUCGCCCAGUGUCGAAUCCCUGAAGGAAUUACGGUCUUCUAACGAGGCCAGCAAGGUCAACCUGAACGACAUAAUACCCAAGCACAGGAAAAUAAGGAUCCAACAGAGCGUAAAGCCACGGGCGCAAUUCGUCAGCGAUCAGGAAGGCGUGGUAGCGCGUGGUAUUCUGAAGGAGGAUGCCGCCACGGAGGACAAUAACAAUCAUUACGGAGGACUGCGCGGUGGCAAACCCUCUACGUUCGUGCCGACAAAUCUGGCGUCAGCCACCCGCAUCAUCAAUUAUCACUUGUUUGGAUCCCUCGGCGGGUCGAAGCACAACAUGGGAGCGAGCGCCGAGAGCAAGCUCUCGCUGUCGGCGGAUUCCAUAGAUAGCGUUGGCACACUGUUCAUGGAUCGUCACCGGGUGUCGAAAUCGAUCCUAAAAAAAUCCGACAGCGGCAAUAAUUACUACAGCAAUACCGGCGACUCGGAUACCGAGAAGCUGAUCACGGACAGCGUGUCCACGGCGAGCAUGUGCGACAACGAGACGGAUACGUGCGAUUCCUUGGCUAACACACGCUCGUCGAAAAAACGUCCAGCAUCGCCGUUACUCUCGCGACAGGUCCUCGAAUCGAUAUUCCGUACGAAUAACAACGCCGAGAGGAGGGAGUACACGAGUGGCGAGGGUGAGGGGAAAACUGCAGUCGCGAGGACGCCGAAGAUUCUAUUCGGUGACGUCGUGGAAGAGGAGAAACACGUUCGCAGCGAGGCGGUAGCGGAAAAACCGAAUAAAGAAUCGGACGAGCAGCCGCGGAAAGUGAAGACACGCGUGCAAGAAGAUUCGAAGGAGAGUUCAGCCACCACACUGAUAUUACGUCCCCAUAAAACGAGGAAGACGACGGAGGAAAAGAGAAGAGCCAACAAGUCGAGUGGACACGGAACUUACAAGAGCUCCGAUGCGAAUUGUCUUCCUCAGGAAUACCGUUUCUCGUAGCUGCUUCUCCCGCUUCUCACGCUAUUAGAGACUCUGCACAUAGUCUCAUCGUCGUCGUCAUCAUCAUCAUCAUCCGACGAUCGCAGUCAGUGUACUUGCUCCCGAGGCCGAGUAAUCAUUUUUAUUUGACAGGUAUGUUAUUCUUAACAUCGAUUGCACCCUGGUCAUUUUUAUCAAUUAACUAUGUAAUACGACAAUAGCCUUGCUAAAAUUAACGCUCGGCGUUUUGAUCCUGGAUCCUUCAUUAUGAAGAAAAAUAGUUAAUUAAUCAUGAUAAAGAUGCAAUCGAGUCUGAAAUUUUGCGAAAAGCAAAACGUAAAGAAUCGCGAAAUAAUUUACACUCAAGGAUUGUUAAUGUGUUUUACAUGAUAAAGAGUGACCCUGACGAAUUUAAAUUUUUAACUUGCGAGAUAAAUGGAUCCUAAUUCUGAUCUACGUAUUUUUUUUUAUUCUAACGUAGUUUCGGAUUGAGGAAAGGAUAGUUGGAUCGUUUUCAUAUCGAAUAAGGUCAUCUCUUUGAAGCGAUCUAAUUGACGCUUCAAAGCGAAUUUAAUCGGCUUACUUGAAUUCACAUUAAAUUCUAUAAAGGAAAAAGAAUUUAGAGCGCGCGACUGGACUGCAUCAUUAUUUUUUCAACAUCGUAAUGAAAAAUUCUUAUACGUUUAGGUGCGCACGAUUAAUUUGCGAUUUUUAACAUCAAUGUGUAUCUCGUAAGCCUAAAUCAAAAUCAUCAUCUAAAUCUUAUAAAGCAUAUUCAUGCGAUCAUUUUAGAAUAGUAAGUGUUUCGUAUCCAAAGAUGCAGUAGCGAUUGUGCGACUUAUCAGACGAGCGGAAACGGAAAUACAGAGCAAUCUAGUAGAUUUCGCAUCGUAGUCUUACCUGAACGAACAAGCGAGUUGUUGUUCGUCUUAACGUAGCUGGCUGUCGAGAUGGUGAUUCGAAAGAUUUCGAAAUCUCAUCUCGUGUUAUUAUAUAUGCGAGUGUAAUUGUCACUCUCACGCCGAAAAAAUUCUCGCACUUGUGAUCGAUCGUUUUACCCGAUCGAGAUGCAUCCCGCGCAAAGGUUCUUUCGCAACAAUCGCGAACGAUGAAUGCAAUUUACACUCUAGUCUAAUUUUAGAUGUUUAUCGGUGGAUACAUAUCUGCAACAAGACACUUGUAGUAUUAAUUGUUAUUAGUAGUCGUAGGAGUGUAAGAGAAGGGUGAUAUAUAUGAUACAAGCGUAUAUUAUUAUUGCCCGCGCGGCUCGUUGUUAUUGCGCCAAUGUUCUGUAUAAAAAAAAUCGCGCGCCUCGAGUAUUUUCUACUUACAUUCGUAAAAAUCGCUUCCGCUCAUAUUCCGGAUGAUGAUUGGUUUCAAAGUCAUUGCCUCCGCCUCUUCUUGUAGUUUUUAAAAAGCGAUUGUAAAGCGAACGAAUAGAUUGAGAAGAGUGCGAAGAGCAGAUGAAUGGGGAAAAAAUAUUGAGGGAAAUAAUUUUUCCAAAGCUCUUCAAGCAAUCAUAAAUUGUGUGGUACAUAACGACGUUCCAUUCCUCGAUACGCUUAUAUCCGUCAUGUUUAUAUAAUAUUUGCGAUAGGUUUUUUUAUGGAUUUUUUGAAGGGUAAUGGAUUACGUUAUUUUUCUAAGCCCUCGUGUAAUGUAAUAUAAAAAGAUUUCUGAUUAUUAUAAUAAUCAUAUUUUUUUAGAGACGAAUUAAAAAGAGGAGACAAAAUUGGGAUAAAUAUAUAUGUACAUACUUUUUCGUUUUUUUAUUUUUACGAUAAUUUUGUCGAAUUGUUUUAGUAUGACUUAUUUGCCAAACGUAAUAGCGUACAAUAUCUCCAUGUUUCCCGUACAAAUAUUUUUAAAACGAAUAGAAUACGGAAUGGAACACAAUGUAGGCUAUAUACGUAAUCUUAAUAAUGUUCAAUUUAGAGCUUUCAAUUUCCAUAAGGCUAGCUUUUAAUAAGCUACAGUGAUAUACGGAAUGAAUUACACACGUCUAACUUUUUAAUAUCUCGUAUAUAUUAUAAAAAAAUAUAUAUAAACUAUAUCAAAUUUCAAAACCUGUAUUAAGAGAAUUCGUGUAAUAUAUUUCUCGAGAAAAAGAAAAAACUUGUUCUCGAAAAAAUCGGAGAUGUUUGAUCACUAUUGAAGAGGAAGGAUAUAAGAAAAACCGAAACCUUUAAAAAGAGUAUGAUAAAUGAAUCAGUCUCUUGAAGCGAACGAUUGUGCCAAGCAAGUGAUUUCGCUCUUACCCUUCCACGAGCAUUCCGUACAUCGUUUGCGUACCUGUUAUUCAGAGUCGGAUACCUUAUGCCGCUUAUAGAGUUUUUAAAUAAAUGAAAUCGAUGUCUUCUGCCAGCUAACGUAGUCGAAUUUAAGAAGUUCCUAGAGACUGUGUAAAAGUGAGCUAGAAAAAAAAGAGGAUGGUUUAUUAUUUAUCAUUGUAAUUUUACAUUAGCGGCAGAAAACAGCACCGUUUAGAGCAGUGAAAAUAGUACAAAGGAUGACAUCUCGUAGAACGUGUGCGUUACGAGAAAAUACGACUGGACGAUGCUCUUUUAUGUAAUCGCUACGAAAAAUACGCACGAAAAUGUUGUUGUCUUCGUGUUUAAAUUAAGUUUAUGACACUGGCGAGUUGUCGACUUGCUUACUCGAGGAAUUUAAACUGACUGUUUAUUUAUGACAAACAGAUGAUUGUGAUUCUGGCCAGUUUGAAGAACCCCACCGAGUUUCUUCGGAUUUAUACAGAUUAUUUAUUUUUUACUUCGUUUUCUUUCUCUUCCAUUUUUCACGCUGUCUGUAACGCAGCUGCAAUGAAUUCACAAUAAUAUAAUAUCGUCGAUAUAUUUUAAGCGCUAGCCAUUCGAUCAAUCGCGUAAAUUUUUAUUUUUUCGGUCUUGCAAGGCCUAUUAAUUUUAAAGCUAAUAAAAAGUAUAAAAUAAUGAAUAAAGUUGUGACUUGCUAGUUUUUGUUCCUUA